AUGGAGCAUGAUGGGAAGAGAUGCUCAGAUGAAGGAGGUGAUGCCUCCUGUGGAGGAGCUGAUGUGCCGCUGGAAAGCAAGCAGCACAGCAGAUUGCAGGGCUUAGGCGGUGUACCACCAAGUGCAACUUACAGAGGAAGGGACGAUGAGGUAGUUCUGCAGUGCACAGCGACCAUCCACAAAGAGCAGCAGAAGCUAUGUUUGGCAGCAGAAGGAUUUGGCAACAGACUUUGUUUUUUGGAGUCUACAUCCAAUUCCAAGAAUGUCCCCCCGGACCUGUCCAUCUGUACCUUUGUGCUGGAGCAGUCCCUGUCGGUACGUGCCCUACAGGAGAUGCUGGCCAACACCAUGGAGAAGUCAGAAGGGAAGUUCAUGAUGAAGACUGCUCAAGGUGGAGGCCACCGGACACUCCUCUAUGGACAUGCCAUAUUGCUACGCCAUUCCUACAGUGGUAUGUAUCUGUGCUGUCUCUCCACCUCCCGGUCUUCCACUGACAAACUGGCCUUUGAUGUUGGUCUUCAAGAAGACACUACAGGGGAGGCUUGCUGGUGGACCAUACAUCCUGCCUCUAAGCAGAGAUCAGAGGGAGAAAAGGUGCGGGUUGGAGAUGACCUCAUCUUGGUCAGUGUGUCUUCUGAAAGGUACUUGCACUUGUCAUACGGCAACAGCAGCUGGCAUGUGGAUGCUGCCUUCCAGCAGACCCUCUGGAGCGUGGCCCCUAUCAGCUCAGGAAGUGAAGCAGCCCAAGGGUAUCUUAUCGGUGGUGAUGUUCUCCGGCUACUACAUGGACACAUGGAUGAGUGUCUCACUGUCCCUUCAGGAGAACAUGGCGAAGAACAGCGGAGAACAGUUCAUUACGAAGGUGGUGCUGUAUCGGUUCAUGCACGUUCCCUCUGGAGACUAGAGACCCUAAGAGUUGCGUGGAGUGGAAGUCACAUAAGAUGGGGCCAACCAUUCCGACUCCGGCACGUCACAACAGGAAAAUACUUAAGCCUUAUGGAAGACAAGAACCUUCUCCUCAUGGACAAAGAAAAAGCUGAUGUCAAAUCAACGGCCUUUGCCUUCCGGUCUUCCAAGGAAAAAUUGGAUGUAGGGGUGAGAAAAGAAGUUGAUGGCAUGGGAACCUCAGAAAUUAAGUACGGAGACUCCAUUUGCUAUAUACAACAUGUGGAUACAGGCCUGUGGCUAACCUACCAGUCUGUGGAUGUGAAAUCAGCACGAAUGGGAACCAUACAGCGUAAGGCCAUUAUGCACCAUGAAGGCCACAUGGAUGAUGGCUUGAACAUAUCCAGAUCUCAGCAUGAAGAGUCCCGCACAGCCCGUGUUAUCCGGAGCACAGUGUUUCUCUUCAAUAGAUUCAUAAGGGGCCUGGAUGCUCUCAGCAAGAAAGCAAAGGUGCCCACCAUUGACUUGCCCAUCGAGUCUGUGAGCCUGAGCUUGCAGGACCUCAUCGGCUACUUCCACCCCCCGGAUGAGCACUUGGAACACGAGGACAAGCAGAACAGGCUGCGAGCCCUGAAGAACAGGCAGAAUCUCUUCCAGGAAGAGGGAAUGAUCAACUUGGUUCUGGAGUGCAUUGACCGCCUGCAUGUGUACAGCAGUGCAGCCCACUUUGCAGAUGUCGCGGGCCGAGAAGCAGGGGAGUCUUGGAAAUCCAUUCUGAAUUCUCUGUAUGAGUUGCUGGCGGCUCUAAUUAGAGGAAAUCGUAAAAACUGUGCUCAAUUUUCUGGUUCCCUUGACUGGCUGAUCAGCAGACUGGAAAGACUGGAAGCGUCCUCUGGCAUUCUGGAGGUCCUCCACUGUGUGUUAGUGGAGAGCCCAGAAGCUCUGAAUAUCAUCAAAGAAGGACAUAUCAAAUCUAUCAUCUCACUUUUAGACAAGCAUGGAAGAAACCACAAGGUCCUGGACGUGUUGUGCUCUCUCUGUGUUUGCCAUGGGGUUGCUGUCCGUUCUAACCAGCAUCUCAUCUGCGACAAUCUUCUGCCAGGACGAGAUCUCUUACUACAGACCCGUCUUGUGAAUCAUGUCAGUAGCAUGAGGCCUAAUAUCUUCCUGGGUGUCAGCGAAGGGUCUGCACAGUAUAAGAAGUGGUACUACGAGCUCAUGGUGGACCAUACAGAACCCUUUGUGACAGCAGAGGCUACUCACCUGCGAGUGGGCUGGGCUUCCACUGAAGGCUAUUCCCCGUACCCUGGCGGGGGUGAAGAGUGGGGUGGCAAUGGCGUUGGUGAUGACCUCUUCUCCUAUGGGUUCGAUGGCCUUCACCUCUGGUCAGGUUGUAUAGCUCGAACUGUGAGCUCACCCAACCAGCACUUGUUGAGAACUGACGAUGUCAUCAGUUGCUGUUUAGAUCUAAGUGCCCCAAGCAUCUCGUUCCGCAUUAAUGGACAACCUGUUCAAGGAAUGUUUGAGAACUUCAACAUCGAUGGCCUGUUCUUUCCAGUUGUCAGUUUCUCUGCAGGAAUAAAGGUUCGCUUUUUGCUUGGGGGGAGACAUGGAGAAUUCAAGUUUCUUCCUCCACCUGGCUAUGCAGCUUGUUAUGAAGCUGUUCUGCCGAAAGAGAAAUUGAAAGUAGAACACAGUCGAGAGUAUAAGCAGGAGAGGACAUACACACGAGAUUUGCUGGGGCCCACGGUGUCCCUGACCCAAGCUGCCUUCACACCCGUUCCUGUGGACACCAGCCAGAUUGUGUUGCCUCCUCACCUGGAAAGGAUAAGAGAAAAACUGGCAGAGAAUAUCCACGAGCUCUGGGUUAUGAAUAAAAUUGAGCUUGGCUGGCAAUAUGGUCCGGUUAGAGAUGACAACAAGAGACAGCACCCAUGUCUGGUGGAGUUCUGCAAACUGCCAGAACAGGAACGCAACUACAACCUGCAGAUGUCGCUUGAAACUCUCAAGACUUUGCUGGCAUUAGGAUGUCACGUGGGUAUAGCAGAUGAACACGCUGAGGAGAAAGUGAAGAAAAUGAAGCUUCCCAAGAAUUACCAGCUGACCAGUGGAUACAAACCUGCUCCAAUGGAUCUGAGCUUUAUAAAACUCACCCCCUCUCAGGAAGCAAUGGUGGACAAGUUGGCUGAAAAUGCUCACAAUGUGUGGGCCCGGGACCGAAUCCGGCAGGGCUGGACUUAUGGCAUCCAGCAGGAUGUGAAGAACAGAAGAAACCCUCGCCUCGUUCCCUACACUCUUCUGGAUGACAGAACCAAGAAGUCAAACAAAGACAGUCUCCGAGAGGCGGUUCGCACGCUGCUGGGCUAUGGCUACCACCUGGAAGCUCCUGAUCAGGACCACGCCGCGAGAGCUGAGGUGUGCAGCGGCACCGGGGAGAGGUUUCGUAUCUUCAGGGCAGAGAAGACCUAUGCGGUGAAGGCUGGUCGCUGGUACUUUGAAUUCGAGGCGGUCACUGCUGGAGACAUGCGGGUGGGCUGGAGCAGGCCUGGCUGCCAGCCGGAUCUAGAGCUGGGUUCUGAUGAACGUGCCUUUGCUUUUGAUGGUUUUAAGGCCCAGCGCUGGCACCAGGGCAAUGAACAUUAUGGACGCUCUUGGCAAGCAGGUGAUGUUGUGGGCUGCAUGGUUGACAUGAACGAACAUACCAUGAUGUUCACUCUGAAUGGUGAGAUCCUGCUGGAUGACUCAGGCUCCGAGCUGGCUUUCAAGGACUUCGAUGUUGGUGAUGGCUUCAUCCCUGUGUGUAGCCUAGGGGUGGCACAAGUAGGCAGGAUGAACUUUGGAAAGGACGUCAGCACUUUGAAAUAUUUCACCAUCUGUGGCUUACAAGAAGGCUAUGAGCCAUUUGCUGUUAACACAAAUAGGGACAUCACCAUGUGGCUGAGCAAGCGGCUUCCUCAGUUCCUCCAGGUCCCAUCAAACCAUGAACACAUCGAGGUAACAAGAAUAGAUGGCACCAUUGACAGUUCUCCAUGUCUGAAGGUCACUCAGAAGUCCUUUGGUUCUCAGAACAGCAACACUGACAUCAUGUUUUACCGCCUGAGCAUGCCCAUUGAGUGUGCAGAAGUCUUCUCGAAGACAGUGGCAGGAGGGCUCCCUGGUGCAGGCCUCUAUGGGCCCAAGAAUGACCUAGAGGAUUAUGAUGUGGACUCUGAUUUUGAGGUUCUGAUGAAGACAGCUCAUGGUCAUCUGGUACCUGACCGCAUUGAUAAGGACAAAGAAACCCCGAAGCCAGAGUUCAAUAACCACAAAGAUUAUGCUCAGGAAAAGCCUUCACGCCUAAAGCAAAGAUUCUUACUUAGACGGACAAAGCCAGAUUACAGCACAAGCCAUUCUGCAAGACUCACUGAAGAUGUCCUUGCUGAUGACCGGGAUGACUAUGAGUACCUGAUGCAGACAUCCACGUACUAUUACUCCGUGAGGAUCUUUCCUGGACAAGAACCUGCUAAUGUCUGGGUGGGCUGGAUUACAUCUGACUUCCACCAGUACGACACAGGCUUUGAUUUGGACAGAGUGCGCACGGUGACUGUCACUCUAGGGGAUGAAAAAGGAAAAGUACAUGAGAGCAUCAAACGCAGCAACUGCUAUAUGGUGUGUGCGGGAGAGAGCAUGAGUCCUGGACAAGGGCGAAACAACAGCAAUGGUCUGGAGAUUGGCUGUGUGGUGGAUGCUGCCAGUGGGCUGCUCACAUUCAUUGCCAAUGGCAAGGAACUAAGUACUUACUAUCAGGUGGAGCCAAGUACAAAAUUAUUUCCUGCAGUUUUUGCACAAGCUACAAGUCCCAAUGUUUUCCAGUUUGAGUUGGGCAGAAUAAAGAAUGUGAUGCCUCUCUCAGCGGGAUUGUUUAAAAGUGAGCACAAAAACCCGGUGCCCCAGUGUCCUCCACGUCUGCAUGUGCAGUUCCUGUCACAUGUCCUGUGGAGCCGGAUGCCCAACCAGUUCUUGAAGGUGGAUGUCUCUCGAAUCAGUGAACGCCAAGGCUGGCUGGUGCAGUGUCUUGAUCCUCUACAGUUCAUGUCCCUCCACAUCCCUGAGGAGAACAGAUCUGUUGAUAUCUUAGAGCUGACAGAGCAGGACGAGUUGCUGCAGUUUCACUAUCACACCCUCCGCCUCUACUCUGCCGUCUGUGCCCUUGGGAAUCACCGGGUGGCUCAUGCACUGUGCAGUCACGUGGACGAACCUCAGCUGCUCUAUGCCAUUGAGAACAAGUACAUGCCUGGCUUGCUGCGCGCUGGCUAUUAUGACCUGCUGAUUGACAUACACCUCAGCUCCUAUGCCACUGCUAGGCUCAUGAUGAACAAUGAGUUCAUUGUCCCUAUGACAGAGGAGACAAAGAGCAUCACCCUCUUCCCCAAUGAGAACAAGAAACAUGGUCUCCCAGGCAUUGGCCUCAGCACCUCCCUCCGGCCUCGGAUGCAGUUUUCCUCCCCUAGUUUUGUGAGCAUUAGCAAUGAAUGUUAUCAAUAUAGUCCCGAGUUUCCGUUGGAUAUCCUCAAGGCCAAGACCAUCCAGAUGCUCACAGAAGCAGUGAAGGAGGGCAGCCUCCAUGCACGGGACCCUGUAGGUGGGACCACAGAGUUCCUCUUUGUACCUCUCAUCAAACUCUUCUACACCCUGCUCAUCAUGGGUGUCUUUCACAACGAGGAUUUGAAACACAUCCUACAGUUGAUUGAGCCCAGUGUGUUUAAGGAAGCUGCCACUCCAGAGGAGGAAGGAGGAGCCUCAGAGAAGGAGAUCAGUGCAGAAGACUCUAAGCUGGAAGGAAUAUGUGAAGAAGAAGCCAAAGGGGCCAAAAGGCCCAAGGAAGGCCUGCUCCAGAUGAAACUCCCUGAGCCAGUUAAACUACAGAUGUGCCUCUUGCUUCAGUACCUCUGUGACUGCCAGGUUCGGCACCGGAUAGAAGCCAUUGUAGCCUUUUCAGAUGACUUUGUAGCUAAGCUCCAAGACAAUCAACGGUUCAGAUAUAAUGAAGUUAUGCAAGCCUUAAACAUGUCUGCCGCACUCACUGCCCGGAAAACGAAGGAGUUCCGGUCACCACCACAAGAGCAGAUUAACAUGCUUCUCAAUUUUAAGGAUGACAAAAGUGAAUGUCCCUGUCCUGAGGAAAUCCGAGACCAACUCCUGGACUUCCAUGAGGACCUGAUGACUCACUGUGGAAUUGAGCUGGAUGAAGAUGGAUCCCUGGAUGGAAGCAAUGACUUGACAAUCAGAGGACGUUUGAUGUCGCUGGUAGAAAAGGUGACCUACCUCAAGAAGAAACAAGCUGAAAAACCAGUUGCAAGUGACUCCAGAAAGUCCUCCAGUCUCCAGCAAUUGAUUUCUGAGACUAUGGUGCGGUGGGCUCAAGAAUCUGUCAUCGAGGACCCUGAGCUGGUGAGGGCCAUGUUUGUGUUGCUGCAUCGACAGUAUGAUGGCAUCGGGGGUCUCGUCCGGGCACUGCCAAAGACCUACACUAUCAAUGGUGUCUCUGUGGAGGAUACGAUCAACCUGCUUGCAUCGCUCGGUCAGAUCCGAUCCCUGCUGAGUGUGAGGAUGGGCAAAGAGGAAGAGAAGCUAAUGAUUCGUGGAUUGGGGGAUAUCAUGAAUAACAAAGUGUUUUACCAGCACCCCAAUCUCAUGAGGGCCCUUGGAAUGCAUGAAACAGUGAUGGAAGUCAUGGUGAAUGUCCUUGGAGGUGGAGAGUCCAAGGAAAUCACCUUCCCCAAGAUGGUGGCCAACUGUUGCCGUUUUCUCUGUUACUUCUGUCGUAUAAGUAGGCAGAAUCAGAAAGCCAUGUUUGACCAUCUCAGUUAUUUACUGGAAAACAGUAGUGUUGGUCUUGCUUCACCAGCCAUGAGAGGUUCAACCCCCCUGGAUGUGGCUGCAGCUUCAGUUAUGGACAACAAUGAACUUGCCCUCGCUCUACGGGAGCCGGAUCUGGAGAAGGUAGUUCGCUAUCUGGCUGGCUGUGGGCUGCAGAGCUGUCAGAUGCUGGUGUCUAAGGGUUACCCAGACAUUGGGUGGAAUCCAGUUGAAGGAGAGAGAUACCUCGACUUUCUCAGAUUUGCUGUUUUCUGUAACGGGGAGAGUGUGGAAGAGAAUGCAAAUGUUGUGGUGAGGUUGCUCAUCCGGAGGCCCGAGUGCUUUGGUCCUGCCUUGAGAGGGGAAGGUGGCAAUGGCCUCCUUGCAGCCAUGGAAGAAGCCAUAAAAAUAGCUGAGGAUCCUUCUAGAGAUGGCCCUUCCCCAACCAGCGGAUCCAGCAAAACCCUUGAUACAGAAGAGGAGGAAGAUGAUGCCAUUCACAUGGGGAAUGCGAUCAUGACCUUCUAUGCAGCUUUGAUUGACUUGCUUGGUCGCUGCGCUCCUGAAAUGCACUUGAUUCAUGCUGGAAAGGGAGAAGCCAUCCGAAUCAGGUCUAUUUUGCGAUCCCUGAUUCCACUGGGAGACUUGGUGGGCGUAAUCAGCAUUGCAUUUCAAAUGCCAACAAUAGCCAAAGAUGGGAAGGUGGUGGAGCCUGACAUGUCCGCGGGGUUUUGCCCAGAUCACAAGGCAGCCAUGGUUUUGUUCCUUGACAGGGUCUAUGGAAUUGAGGUGCAAGAUUUCCUCCUCCAUCUCCUUGAGGUUGGCUUUCUGCCUGAUCUCCGAGCUGCUGCCUCUCUAGACACGGCUGCACUAAGUGCUACAGAUAUGGCCUUGGCCCUCAAUCGAUACCUUUGCACAGCUGUCCUGCCUUUGUUAACAAGAUGUGCUCCCCUGUUUGCUGGAACAGAGCACCAUGCUUCCCUCAUUGACUCUCUACUGCAUACUGUAUAUAGACUGUCUAAGGGAUGCUCCCUCACCAAAGCUCAGCGGGACUCCAUAGAAGUGUGCCUGCUCUCUAUAUGUGGCCAACUGCGACCUUCUAUGAUGCAACAUCUACUCAGAAGGCUGGUAUUUGAUGUUCCACUGUUGAAUGAGCAUGCAAAGAUGCCUCUUAAGCUUCUGACAAAUCAUUAUGAAAGAUGUUGGAAAUAUUACUGCCUGCCUGGAGGAUGGGGCAACUUUGGUGCUGCCUCAGAAGAAGAACUUCAUUUAUCAAGAAAGUUAUUUUGGGGCAUUUUUGAUGCUUUGUCUCAAAAGAAAUAUGAACAAGAACUUUUCAAACUGGCCCUGCCUUGCCUGAGUGCAGUUGCGGGAGCUUUACCUCCAGACUACAUGGAAUCAAACUAUGUCAGUAUGAUGGAAAAACAGUCAUCCAUGGAUUCUGAAGGGAACUUUAACCCACAACCUGUUGAUACCUCAAACAUUACAAUUCCUGAGAAGUUGGAAUACUUCAUUAACAAAUAUGCAGAACAUUCCCAUGAUAAAUGGUCCAUGGACAAGUUGGCGAAUGGAUGGAUUUAUGGGGAAAUAUAUUCAGACUCUUCUAAGGUCCAGCCACUAAUGAAGCCAUAUAAACUAUUGUCCGAAAAGGAAAAGGAAAUUUAUCGCUGGCCUAUCAAGGAAUCUUUAAAAACAAUGCUGGCUUGGGGUUGGAGAAUUGAGAGAACACGGGAGGGAGACAGUAUGGCUCUUUAUAACCGGACUCGACGCAUUUCUCAGACAAGCCAGGUGUCUAUAGAUGCUGCGCAUGGGUAUAGCCCUCGUGCUAUUGACAUGAGCAACGUUACACUGUCUCGAGACCUGCAUGCUAUGGCGGAAAUGAUGGCUGAAAACUACCACAACAUAUGGGCCAAGAAAAAGAAAAUGGAGCUGGAAUCCAAAGGAGGAGGAAACCACCCCCUGCUGGUGCCCUAUGACACACUGACAGCCAAAGAGAAAGCCAAGGACAGAGAGAAGGCCCAGGAUAUCUUCAAGUUUCUACAGAUCAGUGGUUAUGCUGUAUCCAGAGGGUUGAAGGACCUGGAUCUGGACACACCUUCCAUUGAGAAGCGAUUUGCCUAUAGUUUCCUGCAGCAGCUGAUCCGCUAUGUGGACGAGGCUCAUCAGUACAUCCUGGAGUUCGAUGGUGGCAGCAGAAGCAAAGGAGAACAUUUCCCAUAUGAGCAAGAAAUCAAGUUCUUUGCCAAAGUUGUCCUUCCUUUAAUUGAUCAGUAUUUCAAAAACCACCGUCUGUACUUCUUGUCUGCUGCAAGCAGGCCUCUCUGCACUGGAGGACACGCAUCCAACAAAGAGAAGGAGAUGGUGACGAGCCUGUUCUGCAAACUUGGAGUUCUUGUCAGGCAUAGGAUUUCACUGUUUGGGAAUGAUGCUACUUCAAUUGUGAACUGUCUUCAUAUUCUGGGUCAGACGUUGGAUGCAAGGACUGUGAUGAAGACGGGCCUGGACAGUGUGAAAAGUGCUCUCAGGGCCUUUCUGGACAAUGCAGCAGAGGAUCUGGAAAAGACAAUGGAAAAUCUUAAGCAGGGCCAGUUUACUCACACCCGGAGCCAGCCCAAAGGGGUGACUCAGAUCAUCAACUAUACCACCGUGGCACUGUUGCCCAUGCUGUCAUCCCUGUUUGAACACAUCGGCCAGCAUCAGUUUGGAGAAGAUCUGAUAUUGGAGGAUGUGCAGGUGUCUUGUUACAGAAUUCUGACCAGCUUGUAUGCCUUGGGAACGAGCAAGAGCAUCUACGUGGAAAGGCAACGAUCUGCACUCGGAGAAUGCCUAGCUGCCUUUGCUGGUGCCUUCCCUAUAGCCUUUUUGGAAACCCACUUGGACAAACAUAACAUUUACUCCAUCUACAACACCAGAUCUUCACGGGAGAGAGCAGCUCUCAGUUUACCAGCAAGUGUGGAGGAUGUCUGCCCAAAUAUACCAUCCCUGGAGAAGCUCAUGGCCGAGAUUAUAGAGCUGGCAGAGUCAGGUAUCCGCUACACUCAGAUGCCACACAUGAUGGAGGUUGUACUGCCCAUGCUGUGCAGCUACAUGUCACGAUGGUGGGAACACGGUCCUGAGAACCACCCAGAGAGAGCUGAGAUGUGCUGCACAGCUCUCAACUCAGAGCACAUGAACACACUGCUGGGUAACAUUCUCAAAAUCAUCUACAACAACCUGGGGAUUGAUGAAGGAGCCUGGAUGAAACGCUUAGCAGUGUUUUCACAGCCUAUCAUCAACAAGGUGAAGCCUCAGCUCUUGAAAACUCAUUUCUUGCCCUUGAUGGAGAAGCUAAAGAAAAAGGCUGCCAUGGUAGUGUCUGAGGAAGACCACCUGAAAGCCGAGGCCAGAGGGGACAUGUCCGAGGCUGAGCUGCUAAUUUUAGAUGAGUUCACCACACUGGCAAGGGAUCUUUAUGCCUUCUACCCUCUCUUGAUCCGAUUUGUGGACUAUAACAGGGCAAAGUGGCUGAAGGAGCCCAACCCAGAGGCAGAGGAGCUGUUUCGCAUGGUGGCUGAAGUCUUCAUCUUCUGGUCCAAAUCCCAUAACUUCAAAAGAGAAGAACAGAACUUUGUGGUGCAGAAUGAAAUCAACAACAUGUCCUUCCUCAUCACUGACACCAAAUCCAAGAUGUCCAAGGCAGCUGUUUCUGACCAAGAGAGGAAGAAAAUGAAGCGCAAAGGGGACCGGUAUUCCAUGCAGACAUCUCUGAUCGUGGCAGCUCUGAAGCGACUACUGCCCAUUGGGCUGAACAUCUGUGCCCCAGGAGACCAGGAGCUCAUUUCUCUGGCCAAAAAUCGAUUUAGCUUGAAAGACACCGAGGAGGAAGUACGAGAUAUAAUCCGCAGUAAUAUACACUUACAAGGCAAGUUGGAAGAUCCUGCAAUCAGGUGGCAAAUGGCUCUCUAUAAAGAUUUGCCAAACAGGACAGAAGACACCUCAGACCCAGAGAGGACAGUGGAGCGUGUCCUGGAUAUAGCAAAUGUACUUUUCCAUCUUGAGCAGGUGGAACAUCCUCAGAGAUCAAAGAAGGCUGUGUGGCACAAACUACUCUCUAAGCAGAGAAAAAGAGCUGUUGUUGCCUGCUUCCGGAUGGCCCCCUUAUAUAAUCUGCCAAGGCAUCGGGCUGUCAAUCUUUUUCUUCAGGGAUAUGAAAAGUCUUGGAUUGAAACGGAGGAGCAUUACUUUGAGGAUAAAUUGAUUGAAGAUUUAGCAAAACCAGGUGCUGAACCUCCAGAAGAAGAUGAAGCCAUGAAAAGAGUUGAUCCUCUCCAUCAGCUCAUUCUUCUAUUCAGCCGCACAGCCUUAACGGAGAAAUGCAAACUGGAGGAAGAUUUUCUAUAUAUGGCAUAUGCAGAUAUUAUGGCAAAGAGUUGUCACGAUGAGGAAGAUGAUGAUGGUGAAGAAGAAGUGAAGAGCUUUGAAGAAAAAGAAAUGGAGAAGCAGAAACUUCUCUACCAGCAAGCCAGACUGCAUGACCGUGGGGCAGCGGAGAUGGUGCUUCAGACAAUCAGUGCCAGCAAAGGUGAAACUGGACCAAUGGUGGCUGCUACUUUGAAACUGGGCAUUGCUAUUUUAAAUGGUGGGAACUCCACAGUACAGCAGAAGAUGCUGGACUACCUGAAGGAGAAGAAGGAUGUAGGCUUCUUCCAGAGCCUGGCGGGCCUCAUGCAGUCUUGUAGUGUCCUCGACCUGAAUGCCUUUGAGAGGCAAAACAAAGCUGAAGGACUUGGGAUGGUGACUGAAGAAGGAUCAGGAGAGAAGGUACUGCAGGAUGACGAGUUUACCUGUGACCUCUUCCGAUUCCUGCAGCUGCUUUGUGAGGGACACAACUCAGAUUUUCAAAAUUACCUGAGAACUCAGACUGGCAACAAUACAACUGUCAAUAUCAUCAUCUCUACGGUGGACUACCUCCUCCGAGUGCAGGAGUCCAUUAGUGAUUUCUAUUGGUACUACUCUGGGAAAGACAUCAUAGAUGAGCAGGGCCAACGCAACUUCUCCAAAGCCAUCCAAGUGGCGAAGCAGGUGUUCAACACUCUCACGGAGUACAUCCAGGGUCCUUGUACUGGAAACCAGCAGAGCUUGGCACACAGCAGGCUGUGGGAUGCUGUUGUGGGCUUCCUGCAUGUAUUCGCCCACAUGCAGAUGAAGUUGUCUCAGGAUUCCAGCCAAAUUGAACUCUUGAAAGAACUAAUGGAUCUCCAGAAGGACAUGGUGGUCAUGCUGCUGUCCAUGCUAGAAGGUAACGUUGUGAACGGAACAAUAGGCAAACAGAUGGUGGACAUGCUUGUGGAGUCAUCUAACAAUGUGGAGAUGAUCCUCAAGUUCUUUGAUAUGUUUUUGAAACUAAAGGACUUGACGUCCUCUGACACAUUUAAGGAGUACGACCCUGAUGGCAAAGGGGUCAUUUCCAAGAGAGACUUCCACAAAGCCAUGGAGAGCCAUAAGCACUACACCCAGUCAGAAACCGAGUUUCUGCUGUCCUGUGCAGAGACGGAUGAAAAUGAGACACUGGACUAUGAAGAGUUUGUCAAAAGGUUUCAUGAGCCUGCAAAGGACAUUGGCUUCAAUGUUGCUGUCCUUUUGACCAACCUCUCAGAACACAUGCCCAAUGAUACGAGACUGCAGACCUUCUUGGAGUUAGCAGAGAGUGUCCUCAACUACUUCCAACCGUUCCUGGGUCGCAUUGAGAUCAUGGGCAGUGCCAAGCGUAUCGAGAGGGUCUAUUUUGAGAUCAGCGAGUCCAGCCGAACCCAGUGGGAGAAGCCACAGGUCAAGGAGUCCAAAAGGCAGUUUAUAUUCGAUGUGGUCAAUGAGGGUGGGGAGAAGGAGAAGAUGGAGCUGUUUGUGAACUUCUGUGAGGACACCAUUUUUGAGAUGCAGCUGGCAGCUCAGAUCUCAGAGUCUGAUCUAAAUGAGAGGUCAGCAAAUAAAGAAGAGAGUGAGAAGGAGAGGCCUGAAGAGCAGGGCCCACGGAUGGGCUUCUUCUCCCUCCUCACCAUCCAGUCAGCCCUGUUGGCUCUCAGGUACAAUGUCCUAACCCUCGUUAGGAUGCUCAGCCUGAAGAGCCUAAAGAAGCAGAUGAAGAGAAUGAAAAAGAUGACAGUGAAGGACAUGGUCACAGCCUUCUUCUCGUCCUACUGGAGUGUGUUCGUGACCCUCUUACACUUCGUGGCCAGUGUCUGCAGGGGCUUUUUUCGCAUUGUUUCCAGCCUGCUGCUUGGGGGGAGCCUAGUGGAAGGCGCUAAGAAAAUCAAAGUGGCAGAGCUUCUAGCCAACAUGCCAGACCCCACUCAGGAUGAGGUGCGAGGAGAUGAAGAAGAGGGAGAGAGGAAGCCAUUAGAGUCAGCUCUGCCCUCUGAAGACCUGACGGACUUAAAGGAACUGACGGAGGAAAGUGACCUUCUUUCAGACAUAUUUGGCUUGGAUCUGAAGAGGGAAGGAGGGCAGUACAAACUAAUUCCUCACAAUCCAAACGCCGGCCUCAGUGACCUUAUGACCAAUCCCAUCCCUGUCCCUGAGGUACAAGAAAAGUUACAGGAGCAGAAGGCAAAAGAAGAGAAGGAAGAAAAAGAAGAAACCAAGUCUGAACCUGAGAAGGCUGAGGGGGAAGAUGGAGAAAAAGAAGAAAAAGCCAAAGAUGAUAAAGGCAAACAGAAGUUGAGGCAGCUUCACACACAUCGAUAUGGGGAACCUGAGGUGCCAGAGUCGGCGUUCUGGAAGAAAAUCAUAGCCUAUCAGCAGAAGCUGCUGAACUACUUUGCUCGCAACUUUUACAACAUGAGGAUGCUGGCCUUGUUUGUUGCCUUUGCUAUCAAUUUCAUCCUGCUCUUCUACAAGGUCUCCACUUCUUCUGUGGUUGAAGGAAAGGAGCUGCCUGCCCGAAGCUCCAGCGACACUGCCAAAGUGACCACCAGCCUGGACAGCAGCCCACACAGAAUCAUUGCAGUGCACUAUGUCCUCGAGGAGAGCAGUGGCUACAUGGAACCCACCCUGCGCAUCUUAGCCAUCUUGCACACUGUCAUCUCUUUCUUUUGCAUCAUUGGAUACUACUGCUUGAAAGUCCCAUUGGUGAUUUUUAAGCGAGAGAAGGAAGUGGCACGGAAAUUGGAGUUUGAUGGGCUUUACAUUACGGAGCAGCCGUCGGAAGACGAUAUUAAAGGCCAGUGGGACAGACUGGUGAUCAACACACAGUCAUUUCCCAAUAACUACUGGGAUAAAUUUGUUAAAAGAAAGGUAAUGGAUAAAUAUGGAGAGUUUUAUGGGCGAGAUAGAAUCAGUGAGUUACUGGGCAUGGAUAAGGCUGCACUGGAUUUCAGCGAUGCGAGAGAGAAGAAGAAGCCCAAGAAAGACAGCUCCUUGUCCGCUGUAUUGAACUCUAUUGAUGUGAAGUACCAGAUGUGGAAACUCGGAGUUGUGUUCACAGACAAUUCCUUCCUGUACCUAGCCUGGUACAUGACCAUGUCUGUUCUUGGACACUAUAACAACUUUUUUUUUGCUGCUCACCUCCUUGACAUCGCGAUGGGGUUCAAGACUUUGAGAACCAUCCUGUCCUCAGUCACCCACAAUGGCAAACAGCUCGUGUUAACUGUGGGCUUAUUAGCUGUUGUUGUGUACCUGUACACUGUCGUGGCAUUCAACUUCUUCCGAAAAUUCUAUAAUAAGAGCGAAGAUGGUGAUACACCAGACAUGAAAUGUGAUGACAUGCUGACGUGUUACAUGUUCCACAUGUAUGUGGGUGUCCGUGCUGGAGGGGGCAUUGGUGAUGAAAUUGAAGACCCAGCAGGAGAUGAGUAUGAGAUCUACCGCAUCAUCUUCGACAUCACGUUCUUCUUCUUUGUGAUUGUCAUCCUUUUGGCCAUCAUACAAGGUUUGAUCAUCGAUGCUUUUGGAGAACUCAGAGACCAACAGGAGCAAGUCAAGGAAGACAUGGAGACCAAGUGCUUCAUCUGUGGGAUAGGCAAUGACUACUUUGAUACAGUGCCGCACGGCUUCGAAACACAUACUCUACAGGAGCACAACUUGGCCAACUACCUGUUUUUUCUGAUGUAUCUCAUAAACAAGGAUGAAACAGAGCACACAGGACAGGAAUCUUAUGUCUGGAAGAUGUAUCAAGAGAGGUGUUGGGAGUUUUUCCCAGCAGGGGACUGUUUCCGGAAACAGUAUGAAGACCAGUUAAAUUAAUAUCAUACCUGAAUUGUCUCUGAAAACCAAAAGCAAUCUCUCUCCCUCUCUCUGUCUCUCUGUACCUCCCUCUCUCCCCUCUCUGAUCCCUUGGAACACCUGCUCGUAUUUUCCACUGGCCAGCAUCCUGUGCUGAGAGCACUGAUGCUCAGUCUCAAAGGACCUGACUGUUGUCCCCCAGCCUCAUGUGUUUUCAUUGAGAAAUCAAGACUGAAGAACAAUCCAAAUCCACAUUCAGACUAAACAGGAACCCUGGAAAGAAAUCCAUUGUGGACACUCUACCAUACCCCCCAUGGACAGCUUCCCCUGAGGGUCAUGGAGUCUCCAGGAGCUGCCAGACCUGCGCAGCCAAGCAUGGCAGCCACACUCACCCGGGCUCUUUAUUUCGCCAUCCCAGAAGGAAGUGUCUGAGGGUCAUAGAGCACUGUAGCACUUAACAGGUUACCAUGGACACCAGUUGCAAAGGGAAAUAGUGCCUUACUAUAAGUGGGUUGAGCUAUGCAGAAGAUAAUGUGCAUGACA
This is a messenger RNA of Peromyscus eremicus (cactus mouse), 15465 nucleotides long. It is a transcript of the gene Ryr2, whose product is annotated as ryanodine receptor 2. NCBI's taxonomy places the organism in Eukaryota, Metazoa, Chordata, Mammalia, Rodentia, Cricetidae. The transcript is spliced from 103 exons. The record is from RefSeq and is a predicted model, not a curated record. Gene Ontology annotation, molecular function: ryanodine-sensitive calcium-release channel activity; protein binding; calcium ion binding. Bases 1 to 14943 code for a protein of 4980 amino acids. Gene Ontology annotation, biological process: calcium ion transmembrane transport; intracellular calcium ion homeostasis. Gene Ontology annotation, cellular component: smooth endoplasmic reticulum; sarcolemma; Z disc.